AUGUCCCUUCCCUCCGACUACUCGAAUGAAAUCUCGGCUCUCGACCGCGAAAUCCUGAAGCACCAGCCCCACGACAUUCUCCAGUUUUGCGCAAACUUCUUCAACCGCCGUCUCGAGUCCCAGCGCACCGAAGCCUUGCUGUCGCAGCAGCAUUCCAGCCCCCAGGGUCGAGGCCUGGCCGACAACACCUUCCCCGGCAACAACCCCUUCAGCACAUCCCCCACCGGCGGCGCCCCUGCAAAGAGCCCGAUGCAGCGCCUCGAGGAAGAAGAGGAAAACGAUACCAUGACGUCGCCCACCGCUUCCUCGUUUGGCACCAUUGACUUUGGCAAGCCCCGCAACACCAACAAUAACAAUAACAACGCCCAUAAUGGCACUCCCAGCGCCUUUGGCGACUUCCAGGGCUUUGGCGGCUCCUCCAAGAGCAACAUCACCCAAAUGCCACCACUUGCUGGAGACGGCCAAAGCUUCCCCAGCAACUACAACACCAACCGCCGCACCUCCGUCUCGGCCGAGUCGCUGAAUCCCGCCUCGGCCGCCGCCGGCGACUUCACCGCCCCCUUCCACCAAAAGUCACAAGAUCAGCUGUCGCGUCUGAGAGCAGCCGUGUCGGGCAACUUCCUCUUCUCUCAUCUCGACGAUGACCAGUCCUCGUUGGUGCUUGGCGCCCUCCACGAGAAGCCCAUACCCACAAAGGGAAUCAAGGUCAUCUCGCAGGGCGACGUGGGCGACUACUUUUACGUUGUCGAGAAGGGCGAGUUUGAUAUUUACGUCAACAAGUCGGGCAAAGUCGAGACAGGCCAAGAAGGCAUUGGUAACAAGGUGGGCUCCGUGGGCCCGGGUGGUUCCUUUGGUGAACUGGCACUCAUGUACAACGCCCCUCGUGCUGCCACUGUCAUCUCCACUGAAGCGUCCACCUUGUGGGCUCUCGAUCGCGUGACGUUCCGUCGCAUUCUCAUGGACAGCGCCUUCCAGCGGCGACGCAUGUACGAGGGCUUCUUGGAAGAGGUGCCUCUCCUGUCCACCCUGACGCCCUAUGAACGAUCCAAGAUUGCAGACGCGCUCGAAACAAAGAAAUACCCGCCAGGCUCCACCAUUAUCCAAGAGGGCGAUGUGGGCGAGUCCUUCUACCUCCUCGAGUCGGGCGACGCCCAAGUCUUCAAACGUGGCAUCGAGACAGCCGUCAAGGAGUACACAAAGGGCGACUACUUUGGUGAGCUGGCUUUGCUCAACGAUGCUCCCCGUGCUGCCUCGGUUGUCAGCAGGACCGAAGUCAAGGUGGCAACGCUCGGCAAGAACGGAUUCCAGCGAUUGCUGGGUCCUGUCGAAGGCAUCAUGAGGCGGAAUGAUCCAAGCAAGCCUGGCUUCACUGGAGAUCACGUCGACCCGCUCUCGAGAACUACAGGAUGA
Messenger RNA from Plenodomus lingam JN3, 1410 nucleotides. RefSeq lists its product as uncharacterized. The record is from RefSeq and is a predicted model, not a curated record. Gene Ontology annotation, biological process: negative regulation of cAMP-dependent protein kinase activity. Gene Ontology annotation, cellular component: cAMP-dependent protein kinase complex; nucleus. Lineage: Eukaryota; Fungi; Ascomycota; Dothideomycetes; Pleosporales; Leptosphaeriaceae. Gene Ontology annotation, molecular function: cAMP binding; cAMP-dependent protein kinase inhibitor activity; protein kinase A catalytic subunit binding.